This is a messenger RNA of Rotaria sp. Silwood1, 1227 nucleotides long. The record is from the annotation of a GenBank genome assembly. NCBI's taxonomy places the organism in Eukaryota, Metazoa, Rotifera, Eurotatoria, Philodinida, Philodinidae.
AUGAAACGUAAAGAAAUUGACUUUCAAUGUCCACCUAACAAUGAAACAGCCCUACACGUAGCAACACGAAAACAGAACAAGGAAAUUAUUCGAAUGCUUCUACUUUACGGUGCACAACGGUCGCUAAGAAAUGCAGAUGGUCAAGAAGCGUAUCAACUAGCCGAAACAAAGGAAAUCAAAGAUUUAUUUAAACGUCAAAACUCAUUCCGUUUUGCAUUUCUACACAGUGUCUGCAAGACGACUCCCUUAUUUCAACAAAAAAUAAAAUGUGAAAGUUGUUCGCUGGUAAAUGAUGAUACUUUCUAUGAAUGGGAAUUAAUUGAUCGAAAUGCAUCACAAAAAGCACUGAGAUUUCGUCGUGAACUGAAGCCGUCUACAUCAAUAAAUAAAAAAGUUUUAAAACAAAAACUUUAUUCAAUAAAGAAAGGUUAUAUCACUGCACGCUUACAAGAUGCUUCUGUAGCAGAUGGUGAACGUAUAAAUGAUUAUUUUAAGCGUGCACUCUUUCAACAAGAUCCUCAUUAUAUUAUUACUGCAUAUACCAUCUGUCAAAAUUUUUCAGAAUUAUUAAACAAAGAUAUGGCACGUAAUGUCAUACAUGAUUUGAAGAAUGGUUGUAGUAAGUUUUCUUGUGAUUGUCUCUAUUCAACAGAAGAUGGUACUAAAUCAAUUACAAAUAUUCUUCUUCACCAUUCAACGUUUCAACAAUUCAGUUUCAAAGGUGAAGUGUAUCGUGGUAUUGUCGUGCCUAAAAAUAUUCUUGAUCAUUAUAAGGUUGGCUCUUGUAUUAUUACAACAACAUUUCUUUCAACAUCAAAGAAUCCUGCUGUUGCACAAGUUUUUUGUGAUAAAGGAUCGGUAAAUUCAACUGCACAUUCAUUCUUCUGUAUUUAUGAAAUUCUUGAUAACAAUCGUACUGCUCUUGAUAUAUCGAAAAUAUCAGAAUUUGAAGAUGAAGAUGAAGUAUUGAUCUUACCAUACUCAGCUUUUCUUAUUACAAAGAUUGAAGAAGGGCAAGAAACAACAAAAAUUUAUUUGAAAGAACAGUGUUUAAAAAACAUGUUUGGUAGUGAUGAAUCACAAGAACAUUCAAUUAAAUCGACUGCAUGUCCAAUGGAACUUGUCGACAGCAAUCUAUUGGAUAAUAUGAGUGAAAUAUUAUUGCAAGAGGAUGAUAAUAUAAGACCACGCUCAAAGACAACGCCCAUAUUAGAGACAUAUUUUUAA